This is a messenger RNA of Megalopta genalis, 4807 nucleotides long. Its product is annotated as anoctamin-4. Gene Ontology annotation, biological process: chloride transmembrane transport. NCBI's taxonomy places the organism in Eukaryota, Metazoa, Arthropoda, Insecta, Hymenoptera, Halictidae. Gene Ontology annotation, molecular function: protein dimerization activity; chloride channel activity. The record is from RefSeq and is a predicted model, not a curated record. Gene Ontology annotation, cellular component: plasma membrane.
AUUGCGGUGGAAACAACCGGCGUCACCUGACACAGUCACGAACGUUGACAGCCCGGGAGACGUGGUGUUCCGAGAACGGCCGUAAGAUCAUCGAGGAUCGAAAUAUCGCGACGGUAACAGUUCGAGCAACAACAUCGACCGUGACGGAACGAAAAGCGUCGCGCGGUCAGCGACAACACAACGAAGAAAAAGGACGCUUCGGGAGACCAAAGAGACUGUCACCUGUCUUCCGAACACCUCGGGUCUUGUCCAUCCGAUCCGUCAAUCAUGCUGCUUGCGUAAACGUAGCAAAACGGCCUGGCUAUCCUGAGCAUGACGCGUUGAGAAUCUCGAACGAGACCACCGCCAACGAGCCGUGUACACAUUUUACCAGUCGGAGGAGAGCGAAGAGAUCGAAGGAGAACGAUCCUGGACUUGUCCACCUAACUUCGACUUCGAAAUCGCAAAUAACAACCGUCAAAGUCGAAUUAGCUGCGGCCAUCCCCGAAGAGGCUCCGAAUCGUGGCCGGGAUCUAUAGAUUCGGUUCUAGUUCUGGCAAGGAAAAGAGUCAGCCGGAAUGUCAGCACGUUUCCUCGUCGGCCAAGGGCACGCGAAUCCCAGGUCGGGGAAGGUGAUAACUAUAGAGCGGGUUGCCCGUGCUCCAUUCAUAAUUGAGAAAGUCUAACCGGCCCGAGGCCGCGGCUCGAGACCAUGAUCGAUCCUUGUUUUCACGGCGAUGAGCGAUCAGUCGCGAUUUCGCGGAGUUUCACGUACGAGCGUCGAUCGAAUCGGCGUGCCGCGCCGUCGCGCUUCCGAUGAUCCGCUGCCCGGCUUCUCCGUGCAGUUGAUUGAUCGUCGACGGAAACGCGUCCGCGUCCGCGUCCGCGUCCGCGUGUGCUGUGCUAGAUCCUUCCGAGAUCGCGGAGUGAUCCGCGACAGAUAAUUCCGUUUCGCGAGCGUUCCGUUCGACGCGAGCGAUUCGCGCGGCUCGAAUCGAAAUCGACUCGAGUGACUUGUGGAGUUUGCGUCGUCGGUGCCACCACGGGGAUCGAUAGGACCUACUCGUCGAUGAUCGCGAAGCGAUCUUCGGACAGAUCCGUGGUUAGCUUUCUGUGCUCGCUUCGAACAGCGACCGGUCGAUCGGAACACUCAUAAAUCAAAUUCAACGUUUUGCAAAUUAAAUUCCCCCUCGUGCGAAUCAAAUUCACCGAUUUGCUUUUCGAAUUCAUCAUUCUCCGAAUUCUAUUCAUUUAUCUUUUUAAUUCUAUUCGUAUCUAUCGUUUUAUCAAAUCGAAUUCACCUUUCUUGCGCUCCGAAUUCUUCGCGAAUCGAGUUCUCAUCUUUUUGCGAAUUAAAUCGUUUUAUCUUCGUGCAAAUCAAAUCGUUGUAUCGCCAAUAGAAGAAGAAGCCACUCUCGGUGCGAGCAACCAUUAUGAGAAUCGGGGGAUCGUGUUUGCCCAUUGUUCGCGGGAGUGACGGUGUUCUAUCGGCGUCGCGGGUUCGAGAAUGACAGCACCGAUCACUAGUAUCGCGAAGUUUAUGCACUAUUUGCGUGUUACCGGUGACGGAUCAUUGUUCUCCGGGAGGGCUGUUAGUUUCUGGUAAGCAUCAUGGAUAACAAGGAGGCUCGCAUCGAACAUGAGAUACAGAGCAAUCACAGUGGACCGCAAAGUUUGUCCCCGAAGAACGCAAGCAACGUCGACCACAGCCCAAGGAGAUCUUCGGUGAAGGUGGACCCUGAGAAUGCGGCUGCGGAGACGAAUUCGACGACUUCGACGCCCCAGAGGACUGCCAGAUCCUCUACAGAUUCGAACUCGUCGUCGAUGAACAAAAACAUUCAAGGGAUGGUUGCGAAUAACAAAGACAACUUAUACGACACCGACAAGAACGGCGUUAUUCCUGGAUCGCCGAAGCUUAACAGAAAAUGUUCCAAGUCCAGUGUCUACCCUUCUGGAACGAAUUUGACCGCUAGAGACGCGUUUGGUCCGAGGCUAGCAUCGGCCACGCCCACCAGUACACCAUUCAUUGAUUCGCCAAUAUUUCCGGACGAGAUACCAAGAGACGAUAUCUUGCUGCACAAGGAUUCGUCCACACAAUUGGAAUUAGAUCCUGAGACAUUGUACUUCCGGGAUGGUCGAAGACGGAUCGAUAUGGUGUUAGCGUACCAUGAAGACGAUAACACGGUGCUGACCGAGAUAGAAACACGUCGGCAGGAACAGAGGCACAUAUUCCAACAAAAUCUGUUGAAGGAAGGUCUGCAAUUGGAAUUGGAGUCGAAAGAGAACUCCUUCGACGGAAAAACUUAUUUCCUGAAGCUGCAUAUACCGUGGAAGAUCAAGGUGCAGUACGCGGAAGUGAUGAACUUGAAGUUGCCUACCAAAAGGUUCAUCACGAUCUCUGUGAAAGCCUGGCAAGGUACCGAGGACGAGAAAGAAAGACCGAAGCUUUGGGAGAAAUGUUUACGGUGGAUAAAAUGGAUAAGGAAGAUACACACUUGGGACGUACGGCUGUAUCCGGAAGAGCCUAGUUUCUAUAAAAGCAUCGAUUCUGGAGACCGUGAAGAAAGAUUCGUAGUGAAAGAUAGGGACACGGCUUACACGCCAGCGCAGAGGUCACUGAUAGUGAUGCAAAUUCUAUUAAGGGCUAGGUACGACGAACAUCACGACAAAGCUGGUAUCCGUAGACUUCUGGCGGAUGGUACUUUCCUCGACUGCUUUGCUCUGCAUGAAGGACUUUACAAUAAGCCGAUACUCAAUGGGGAGAUCCUCGACAGACAUUUGUUGUACUUAAUCUGGGCAAGACCAUCGCAAUGGUACAAGAAACAACCGCUUUGGUUGAUCAGACGGUAUUUCGGCGAGAAGGUAGCCUUAUAUUUCGCGUGGCUUGGGUUCUACACGAAGAGCUUGUACGCGCCAGCGGUCGUCGGGCUUCUGUGCUUCAUGUAUGGCGUGGGAAGUAUGGACAGCACCGACAAUAUACCUAGCCAAGAAAUCUGCAACGGAAAUAUCGCUGGAAACAUCACGUUGUGCCCGAUUUGUGACAAAGCAUGCGACUAUCAGAGGCUCGGCGAAUCCUGCAUCUUUUCGAAGCUCACCUACCUGUUCGAUAAUCCUGCCACCGUCUUCUUCGCUGUAUUCAUGUCUUUCUGGGCAACGACAUUCUUGGAAUUAUGGAAACGCCGACAGGCUGUCAUAAUUUGGGAGUGGGACCUGCAGAAUGUUGAGAGCGACGAGGAGCCUAGACCGGAGUUUGAAACCACGGUGAAGACGUUCCGAAUAAACCCCGUGACCAGAGAACGGGAGCCUUAUCUGCCCACCUGGUCCAAGGCGAUGCGUUUCUGCGCCACUGGUUCCAUAGUGUUUUUUAUGAUAUGUGUAGUUCUGGCUGCAGUGCUGGGCACGAUCAUUUACCGAAUAUCGUUAGUGGCCGUGUUCUACAGCAGCGGAGGCCCGUUCCUGAAGAAGCACGCAAAGAUCUUCACCUCUAUGACCGCUGCCUUUGUCAACUUGAUAAUCAUCAUGACACUCACCAGGGUGUACCAUCGUCUGGCGCGAUGGAUGGUGAACAUGGAGAACCCGAGGACGCAGACCGAAUACGAGUCGAGUUACACUUUUAAGAUAUUCCUCUUCGAGUUCGUCAAUUUUUAUUCGUCGUUGAUUUACAUUGCCUUCUUUAAGGGUAGGUUUUACGUUCACCCCGGGGACACAGAUGCGAGGACUUCCGAUUUCGUUCGCAUAAAAACGGACGUUUGUGAUCCAGCUGGAUGCCUAUCGGAGGUUUGCAUACAGCUCGCCAUUAUAAUGGUGGGCAAACAGUGUUUCAACAAUUUCGUGGAGAUAUUAUCCCCGAAAAUGAGAAACUGGUGGCGCAAAAGGAGUCACGACGCGGCCACGAAGGACCAGUCUAGAUCCGAGACUUGCUGGGAAAGAGAUUACCAUCUGCAGGAUCCUGGAAGACUCGCUCUCUUCGACGAGUAUCUAGAAAUGAUACUGCAGUAUGGAUUUGUAACGUUGUUCGUCGCAGCGUUUCCUUUGGCACCGUUAUUCGCGUUGUUGAAUAAUAUAGCGGAGAUACGUUUGGAUGCCUAUAAAAUGGUGAGAGAGGCAAGGAGGCCAUUAGCCGAGCGAGUGGCAGAUAUUGGUGCUUGGUACGGCAUACUUCGAGGAGUAACUUACGUUGCAGUGGUGUCGAACGCAUUUGUCAUCGCAUAUACAUCGGACUUCAUUCCACGAAGCGUAUACGCGAUCGUUUACUCUCCAACGAACGAUCUGAUCGGUUACAUCGACAGUUCUCUGUCAGAGUUUAAUACGUCGGAUUACCGGGAAGAUAUGAAGAGCCAAACGCGGACGAAACAUCCGCAAACUUGCCAGUACAGAGGAUACAGGAAUGGUCCCGAACAUCCGACCGAUCCCUAUGGUCUUAGUCCGCAGUAUUGGCACGUUUUCGCAGCUCGUUUGGCUUUUGUGGUCGUUUUCGAACAUCUCGUGUUCGCCCUAACUGGAAUAAUGAGCUACAUAAUACCAGCGGUGCCACAUUCCCUAGGAACGCAACUGCAACGAGAACGGUUGCUCGCGCAGGAAGCAAAAUAUGAGAAAGGUUUGAAAGGCAGAGAAAAUGACGAUGACAUUUUGUCGAUGCUGAGAGAAGCAGGAAGCAUUGGGAGAACUGGCGGUGGCAGAGGUAGCUGGCCAAGACGGUUCAGCAAAGUGAGCGAUGGUCUGGAUGCUCACGUGGACGUAGGUCCUAGAGCUAAUAAAAACAGCGACGACUCGACUGUGUGGGAAGUCACUUAAUAAUUACAUGAUUGAACACUUAUUCGACAUUCGA